Folsomia candida is the source of this 3537-nucleotide messenger RNA. RefSeq names its product solute carrier family 40 member 1. Gene Ontology annotation, cellular component: membrane. The transcript is spliced from 7 exons. Gene Ontology annotation, molecular function: iron ion transmembrane transporter activity. Gene Ontology annotation, biological process: iron ion transmembrane transport. Bases 836 to 2752 code for a protein of 638 amino acids. Lineage: Eukaryota; Metazoa; Arthropoda; Collembola; Entomobryomorpha; Isotomidae. The record is from RefSeq and is a predicted model, not a curated record.
AAAUUUUAAUUAUUUUUAUUCUUGAACAUUGAACAUUGUUAUUGUUCAGCAUGAUAAGGAAAGAUAAGCGUUGUACGUGUCGUCAUACAUAAUUCUUAGUUUUGAAAUAUCUGCAAGAUAACAAUGGAUUAAUUGUUAGGUGGACAACGAUGAUCACGUACAGCGUAAAUGAUUCCGAUAAGAGGAACCGUUUCGCAAUGUUUUGAUUGAUGCUUAUCUGCCAGUUUUACAUAAUUGUUAGCAACAGGUUAUUUUUGGUCUCGUGUGUGACUUGCACAGAGAAAUUCUCAGGUGUAACUCUAUACAUAUUUACAUAACUGGCUGGACUGGACUGGACUUAAAUAGGCUCAAUUAACCUUAAAACCUUGAUUUAAUCACUCAUUAAAUCCUCCUCUUGCUACUCGAACCUUAUUUUAUUUUAGUCCAGUUUUUAUUCCUCUCGUAUUCUGAAAAGUUCAAGAGUUUUAUUUUAAAUAGUUCUGUUUUUAAGAUUUUCAGUUUUAUUUUAAAAAGUUCCAGAGUUUGAUUUAAGUUCCCAAAAUUUUUUAAAGUGAUUAUUUUAUUGCAUUACUUUUUAUCAGAAUUAUGUAAAUGUUCAAAUUUUGAUUUUGAAAAUGUCCAGAGUUUGAUCUGUAAUUCGUUCAAAGUUUUUGAAAUCGAUUUGGAUAAUCACUUUUUAUCUGAAUUUUUGAAACCAAGGAGAAUUUUACCUGCAAAAAGUUGUUUGUUAUUACUCAACAGAUUUCAUAUUUACAAAUUUGAAAUCGAAAUUUUGCGCUAGAAUAAGAACAACGACACAGUUUCGGCGGUUGAAUCGUAUCGAACCGUUGUCACCAUGUCGGGAGAAGGUCAGGGAAUCUUGGCGUCGUCGCCGACAUCGGUCGUGACGGUGGAGGGGGUACGACUGCCGGGGGGAGGAGGAGCAGGACAGCGUUGGUGGACCUCUUCGUCCAUGAAGAUCUACAUGUGUCACAUUUUCUCGUCGUGGGGCGACCGGAUGUGGGGUUUUGCGGUCGGGUUGUAUAUGGUCAUCCUGUUUCCGGAUUCGCUACUGCUCACAGCAAUCUAUGGCUUCUGCAAUUGCUUAUCCGGCAUAAUUUUGGGACCUUAUAUUGGCGGAUGGAUCGAUAAGACGCAGCGCAUUACGGCUGCCCGAGCCUCAGUGGUAGUGCAGAAUAGUGCCGUCGUGUUGGGGUCGACCAUCCUCACAAUAACGCUCUUCUACCGGUCGAGGAUCCAAGGCGUGUGGAACGGUCACUUGGAACACAUCCUUUUCGCCGUCAUCAUCACCAUCGCCAUCGUCGCUGAGCUGGCCUCAGUAGCAAAUAAAAUUGCGCUGGAAAAGGACUGGAUCGUCGUUCUCGCGGGGGGCGACAAUAAACAGUUGGCGAAGCUCAACUCUACAAUGCGUACCAUCAACUUGACCACGUCCAUCCUCGCUCCCAUCGUUGUUGGACAAAUCAUCACUUACGGUUCGCCCGAAGCCGGUGCCAUAUUUAUCGCCGCGUGGAACAUCGUCUCCGCCGUGAUUGAGUACUCCCUCCUCCUCCACAUUUACAAAAUCGUGCCCGAACUUGGCACCAAGGACGGAUCGGUGCUAGCCUCCCCAUCAUCCCCGCCCAACGUGCCCUUCGUCAAGAUGACAUCCUCACCGGAAGUCGUUUCGCCAAGCAAUAAUAACGUUCAACACCUCGGAGUUUCGUCAAAUCGGUUGAACGUUUCGCCCGGAAUGGCGGGUUUUGAAGACGUUUCCCUCGUGACACCGACGACAUUGGGAACAUUUAACUUGGACGGAGGCGAUGUUGCGAGUGGCAAGAAAAAAGGAGGCGGAGGAGGAGCGACGCCCUGUUUGCCGUGUCAUGUCGGAUGGAGGAACUAUUUUGGACAUCAUGUAAAAUUUGCCGGAUUGGGGUUGGCCUGCCUGUACAUGACGGUGUUAGGAUUCGAUAGCAUUACGACGGGUUUCAUGUACAGUCAAGGCGUUGACGAAAGCUUUAUCGGAAUUCUGACCGCGAUCGGAGCCAUUUUUGGAAUCUUGGGCUCCCUCUCGUUCCCCCAUUUAAGGAAACAUCUUGGGAAAAAUAGCACUGGAAUUUUGGGUUUUAUUCUGGAAACGUUAGCCCUCCUGCUUUGUGUCGGAUCUGUGUUCGCUUUGGGAUCACCGUUCAAACCGGAAGCUAUUGUGGACAGAUUUCAGCACUUUUCUGGAGCCCCAUCGUCCUCUUAUUUUACAAGGAUGACGUAUUCUAUUAAGGAAAUUUGGGAGAAGGAGGUGCACAUUGUAAUUCUGCUGGGCGGAAUUAUCGUGGCACGAUUUGGUCUCUGGGUGGCGGAUUUGAGCGUGACGCAAAUAUUUCAGGAGGAAGUUGAGGAGUCGCAGCGUGGCGUGAUUAACGGGGUACAAGAUUCUUUCAACAAAGGGAUGGAUUUAAUAAAAUUCGUCCUAGUCAUCCUCCUCCCUGCACCAGAAACGUUCGGAUAUCUCAUCUUUAUCUCAUGGCUGUCCGUCUUUUUAGGGUCCGUCUCGUUUUUCAUCUUUACACGAAAAGAUAAAAUCCGCAACGGUCUCUUCGGCGUGGACAAUCUCGUCAUCGUCGACACGGAAAAUUCGCCCCCACGAGAGCUCGAAACCUUUAGCAGAUCCGCCACCACAAUUCCAGCCACGCCGGAAGAAGGGUCACAAAGUCGUCGAGAUAGUGACCACCUUGCGGUAGAGAGAAAUCCAGCCAUCACAGUUUCACAAGCUACAUAAAAUUACGGGAACUUUAAGAAACUUAUAUUUUUUUUGUAAAUUAGGGAAAACAGGGUCCAUUCUAGUCGCGUAAUAUAAACUGUAAAUUAAUUAUGCAUGGUAAUUUUAUAAUGAAUAAGACAAACAGAGAGAAAUUAAGGAUGCAAAUUUUUCCAGGUUUAAUUAGAUUUCGAAAUUUUGUGGGGUAAAAUCUAAUUGAGUGAAAUCGAAUUAUUUAAAUUUCUUGGAAAAUUUUUACGAAGUUGAAAUGAAAUGGAAUGAAUUGAAGUUUUUGGAGAGUUGAUUUUUAUCGAAAAAAAUGAUUCUUUUAUACACUUUUUUGAUUAGUUUGGUACAAAAUUAGGUUAAUAAUUCAUGCGGAUUCCAGUAAACUUCGCAAUAUUUGCAAACACUUUUUUUGUAAAAAUUACGGUUAUAAAGGGUGCCAAGUCGUUGGCGUGUCUUUACAUAUUUUGUACAAGUUUUUGCCCCAAUUUUUACAAAGUUUACACAGUUUACUAUUUAUACACGUGUUACAAACGUGGGAGUGAAUUAUCUCAAUAUUUUACAAGUGUGAAAAUCAAGUUGAAUUAUUUUUUUACAGAUUUUUUUUACUAUAAGUUAUAAUUUUUAGUUUAGUUUCUAGCGUUUAAGUAGUCGAGAUUUGUUAUUUUAGGAUGAAUUAAGUAUAAGAAGAGGUUUAAUUAAUUUUAAAUGUAGUUUCAUAAUACAAAAUCAUCUGUAAUAUACAAAUUAUGCAAAUGAUACAUAUGUAUUUAGAAUAAUAAACGUCAAGUAAAUUCAGA